Molecule: messenger RNA, 2819 nt
Organism: Conger conger (European conger)
Lineage: Eukaryota; Metazoa; Chordata; Actinopteri; Anguilliformes; Congridae
Gene: hck
Product: HCK proto-oncogene, Src family tyrosine kinase
Exons: 14
Coding region: 389-1894 (501 amino acids)
Biological process (GO): cell surface receptor protein tyrosine kinase signaling pathway; cell differentiation; innate immune response
Cellular component (GO): extrinsic component of cytoplasmic side of plasma membrane
Molecular function (GO): ATP binding; signaling receptor binding; non-membrane spanning protein tyrosine kinase activity
Source: RefSeq, a predicted model, not a curated record
UUUUUUGAUGACUGUACUUUUGGAUGAAUGCAACUUCCUCUUAUGCUGAUUGAUAAUAUUCUAUUCACUCACUCUGCGACACUUCUCUAGUGAACGCUAUGGAGGAAUCGUCUAUGUCAUAAAUAGAUAGAGGGGCCUUCGAAAAUCUAUACUUAAAAAAACCUUCAAUGGACUGUAGGCUGCUGCGCUGCACUGCACUUCCCGGACAAUACAAAGAUUCAACAGCUGGUUUGAAAAAUCUUGGACAGGUGUCUGAACCCUGGUAGGCCUCAGUAGGAAGGUGCCGGCUGACAGUUGCCCCAGGGAGUUUGUGGAGAGACUGUGGUCUGGAGAUUGUGGACUGCAGGGUUUUCUUCCUGGAGGGACCCACUUGCAUCUCGGUUCCAGAAUGGGCUGCAUCGGCUCCAAGGAGCAGGAGCCCAUCAACAAAGUGAUAAAUGAUGACUUUCUGAACAAGGCUCAGUCAUCCCAGUAUGUCAACGACCCCACAUCCCAGAACAAGGCGAACAAAACCAGCUACUCCAACCUCCCAGCCUGCACUGAUGGUCCAGACAGCAUUGUGAUUGCACUGUAUGACUAUGAUGCCAUGCAUGAAGGAGACCUGGACUUUAAAAAGGGUGACAGACUGAAAGUUCUUCAAGAGUCAGGGGAUUGGUGGAAAGCAAUGUCCAUCAGUACGGGAAAGGAGGGCUUCAUCCCCAGUAACUAUGUAGCUAAAGACAGUUUGGAGACCGAGGAGUGGUUCUUCAAAGGUAUCAGCAGGAAAGAUGCAGAGAGACAGCUCCUGGCCUCCGGAAAUUCUCUUGGGUCCUUCAUGAUCCGAGAAAGUGAAACCAGCAAAGGCAGUUACUCAUUGUCGGUGAGAGACAGAGAUCCUCAGGCUGGUGACAGGGUCAAGCAUUACAAGAUCCGCACCCUGGACGAUGGAGGAUUCUACUUUUCUCCCAGGAUCACCUUCAGCACCCUGCAGGACCUGGUCAGCCACUACCAGAAACAAGGCGAUGGGCUGUGCCAGGUCCUGACAGUCCCUUGCCUUAGCUCCAAACCGCAGAAGCCCUGGGAGAAGGAUGCGUGGGAGAUUCCUCGGGAAUCUCUGAUGUUGGAAAGACGUCUGGGAGCAGGGCAGUUUGGGGAGGUCUGGAUGGCCACAUAUAACCGCCACACAAAGGUGGCGGUGAAGACGAUGAAGCCAGGCAGUAUGUCCGUGGAAGCUUUCUUAGAUGAGGCCAACCUGAUGAAGAUGUUACAGCACGACAAGCUGGUGCGGCUGAAUGCCGUGGUAACCAAGGAGGAGCCCAUCUACAUCAUCACAGAAUUCAUGCAGAAUGGCAGUUUACUGGACUUCCUGAAGAGUGACGAGGGAACCCGUAUCCAGUUACCAAAGCUCAUAGACUUCUCUGCGCAGAUUGCUGAGGGAAUGGCAUACAUUGAGCAAAGGAAUUAUAUCCACAGAGACCUACGGGCUGCUAACAUUCUCGUCAACGAGAACUUGGCGUGUAAGAUCGCUGACUUCGGCCUGGCCCGCAUCAUCGAGGACGAUGAGUACACUGCUCGGGAAGGAGCAAAAUUCCCCAUCAAAUGGACUGCACCAGAGGCCCUCCAUUACGGCUGCUUCACCAUCAAGUCUGACGUGUGGUCCUUUGGCAUCCUGCUUACAGAGAUCAUCAGCUAUGGACGGACCCCAUAUCCAGGAAUGUCAAACACAGAGCUGAUUCGAUCCCUGGAGAGAGGCUAUCGCAUGCAGCGCCUGGACAGCUGUCCCCUGCCGCUUUAUGAUAUUAUGCUGAUGUGCUGGAAGAACAAGCCCGAGGACCGGCCCACUUUUGAAUACCUGCAAAGUGUGCUGGAAGACUUCUAUACAGCCACAGAGGCCCCUUACCAACAACAACAAUGACAUUGUGAUAUACACUGUCUCUGUCUGUCUCUGUCUCUCUCUCUCUCUCUCUCUCUCUCUCUCUCUCUCUCUCUCUCUUUCAGACAAACACACACACGUGCAUACACACACACACAGUCGAUUUCACAACAGAUGAAGACGUAUUGUACAGGCACAGGACUAGUAACACUUUAGUCCCUGGUUGUUACCACAUAUCUUUUUAUUUGUAUUGAAAUGAACAUGGUAAUAUGUAGGGAGGGGAAUACACAUACAGGUGAGCUUAUACUUAUAAUGAAACAUCAGACACAGGUACAGACACACACAAACCACACACUGUAAAUGCUGGUUUUGGUCAUUUAUCUUUUGGAAUUCCAUAUUAAUAUGAAUAUUUUUAGAUACGCCCUGUAUUUGAAAAUCAUAAUUUUCUCUUUAAAUCUUCUCCUUUUCAUACCUCAGACAAUUUUCUAUCUUUGCUACAUCAGACCUAAAUAUACGCAGCCUACAUUAGGCUCCUUAAUUCUGAUUUCACCAUGAAGGUGCCCAUCCAGGUUUAAGUCAAUGACGUGAAGAGAAAAGUGGCCUGGCGUGAGUCUGAGGACACUGGCCUCCUGUGUAUUAGCUUACUGAGGUUAGAUGAGGAUCAUUCUAAGAUGGUAGUUGCAGGAACAGCCAAGCAUAUGCUCUUGAUUAUUGAUAUUACAGUUCAGAGCUUCUUUGGUAAGGUCUACAAGGGGAGAAAAUAUACCUGCCUCUUUAAUUCAAGUUUUCGAUAAUAAAAAAAAAACAUCUCUUACAGUUUCCGAUCGUUAUUAUUGUUUUAUUAUCUAUCCAUAUAUGGUAAAUGAACGCAUUACAAUAAUUAGUUGAGCCAUGGUGUUCUGAAGUUCAUAUGAAUUAUUAAGGAAUUAAUAAUCACCACUUAAUAAUAAACGCAAUCCUUACCUUU